Drosophila willistoni is the source of this 744-nucleotide messenger RNA. RefSeq names its product serine palmitoyltransferase small subunit A. Lineage: Eukaryota; Metazoa; Arthropoda; Insecta; Diptera; Drosophilidae. The record is from RefSeq and is a predicted model, not a curated record. The transcript is spliced from 2 exons. The coding region runs from base 321 to 578 and encodes 85 amino acids.
UCAGAAAGGGCACGUUCAGAGGUUAGAACGCCCCGCGCAAAAUUGUUGUCUAAAAUUAUUUUCGUCUUUUAUCGGUUUUCUGAAUCAUUUAGUUUGUGUCGUGUUUUUUUAUAAAUCCUUAUUGUAACAAAUUGCCAACAGCGAAAAACUCGAAAGGUUUUAAAAUCGAAAUAUGUAAAGUGUGUGAGUGGCCGUCCCCUUUAAAUAUUAUUUAUAUCCGUCCAUGACUUUUAUUCUUGUUUUGGAUAAAACAGCUGUUUGGUGUGUUUUACUUUUGUUUACAACUUCAAGCGAUAAAAACAAUUGAUUUUUGUUUAGAAAUGGUUAAGUUGAAACAAUUGGCUAUCCAUUUGUAUCGGCAAUAUGAGCUGAUCACGUGCAUUAACAUGCUGGAGCCGUGGGAACGAAAGCUAAUCAAUGGUUUCUUCUUGCUAAUACUGGCGCUGAUAAUCUUCUCCAGCUUCGUUUACUUGCCCGCUUACAUGCAGACACUGAUGCAGUUCAUCAUGCCGGCAAGCUGGAAUAGUGUGUCCAUGACCAAUGCCCAAGUGGCACAAAAAAUGGCCGGCAGCCACUAAACAACCUGCUUUUGUACUGUACCAACUGUAUGAGACUUACGACGAGAUGCUCGUGAUUUGGAAGACAUUUAUAAUCUAAUGAUAACACUUUUGUGAUUUACUUUUAUUGUUUCGAACACUGUAAAUACUUUGUUGUGCCAAACCAUAUUUGCUUUAUCCAUUUAAA